AUUGAUUAGUUAUGUCGCUUUUGUUGUUUACUCGCCACAUUUUUUUUGCCCAGGCCAGUUAAUUGUGUUUAAUAUACCCGGGUGCGCGGGAAAAGCGGGAAAAGCGGUAAAGCAUCGAAAGAUAACCACAAACCCAAGUCGCCCAGCGAGCGCGCAAAUAUCCCCCGAUGUCCGCGGGUGUGGGUGGCGGAGGGAGCAUUACCACCGAGCACCACAGUCGCCUCUACUUCCUCAACUCGCCGACGGCCCCCCUCACCGCCCGCGAUCCGUUCUUCAUCAAGCCGGAGUAUCUCAGCUAUGAGAGUCCCAUGCACCAUGCCCUCUAUCCGGGCAACCGGGGCCUCCUAGAGUACAACAACUACACCACAUCGGCGGCGGCGGCGGCGGCCGUUGCCUCCUCGGUGGUCACCUCCUCCUCGGGAGGAGCAGCAGGUUCGGGAUCAGGAACCCCUGCAGCCGCCAGUGAAAACAGCUUCCCCCAGCAGCAGCAGCAGCAGCAGGGGGGCAAUCCCCACCAGGAGGUCCUCCAGCAGCAGCAGCAGCAGCAGCAUCCCCUGCAUCAUCACCUAUCCGCCGGCGUGGUGGUCGAGGCGAGCCAACUAGGUGGCAUACCCGGCCUGGCCAAUCUCGGCGUGCCGCAUCAGCAGCAGCAGUCAGUCAGCACACAACCAGGUGGAGCAGGAGGAGCACCCCAAUCCUCGCGUGCCCAGAAGGCCGCCAGGCGGCGGAGCAACGAGAGCAUCGAGGCCAGGGAGCGGCGGCUGGAGAGGAACGCCGCCCGGAUGCGGGACAAGCGGUCCAAGGAGUCGGAGGCCGAGUACCGGGUGCGUUUGGCCAAGAAUGCGGAGGCGAAUCGAGUGCGGCGGCAGAACGAAACGGAAGUACAAAGAACCCUAAGACUGAUGAAGAAUGCGGCGCGGCAGCGACUGCGACGCGCCUCGGAGACCAGCGAGGAGCGCAAGAAGCGGCUGGCGAAGGCCGCCGAAAGGAUGCGGGUGGCCAGGGCCAGUGCGCCCAAGGUCAUCAAGCCGCCGCUGGCCGACAGGCUAAAGGGUUACUAA
Messenger RNA from Drosophila takahashii, 1061 nucleotides. Its product is annotated as mediator of RNA polymerase II transcription subunit 12. The record is from RefSeq and is a predicted model, not a curated record. Lineage: Eukaryota; Metazoa; Arthropoda; Insecta; Diptera; Drosophilidae.